Messenger RNA from Kwoniella shivajii, 528 nucleotides. RefSeq lists its product as uncharacterized. The transcript has 3 exons. The record is from RefSeq and is a predicted model, not a curated record. NCBI's taxonomy places the organism in Eukaryota, Fungi, Basidiomycota, Tremellomycetes, Tremellales, Cryptococcaceae. The coding region runs from base 1 to 528 and encodes 175 amino acids.
AUGUCAACUGAAGACGCUCAAGAACGUGCGUUUGUUUUAUCCUAUUUAUUGACACUGUAUGCAACAGACUGCCUGGAAGACUUAGGGAUUACUGAUCUGGAAUUCUUGAUGCUGAUAGCUGUCGCUGUAGAAGACCGAGAUCCCGAAGAAGAGUAUGAUGAGGGUGAAGACGUCCCUGAAGGAGACGACGAUGCAGAAGGGGGAGAAGAAGACGAAGAUGACGACGAAGACGAUUAUGACGUCGAUGAUGACGAAGAAGAAUAUAGCGAAGAAGAUGACGAGGACAAUGAUGUUGAACAUGGUGUAGAUCAUAAACGAGUUCUAAAUGAUUUCUAUAAUACCGAACAACUAGACGACGAAGACGAAGAAGAUGAAGAAGAAGAUGAAGAAGACGAAGAUGACGAUGCCACUCCAGCAGGUGAUGAUGACGUCCCAGAAGAUGUACCAACCAAGGAAGUAGGAAGUAAACGUAAAGCUCAAGAUGAUGUAGAAGCAGAAGAUGUGGAAGCUAAAAAAGCCAAAGCCUGA